Messenger RNA from Phanerochaete carnosa HHB-10118-sp, 5317 nucleotides. RefSeq lists its product as uncharacterized. The record is from RefSeq and is a predicted model, not a curated record. Gene Ontology annotation, biological process: intracellular protein transport; vesicle-mediated transport; organelle fusion. The transcript has 22 exons. NCBI's taxonomy places the organism in Eukaryota, Fungi, Basidiomycota, Agaricomycetes, Polyporales, Phanerochaetaceae. Bases 221 to 3244 code for a protein of 1007 amino acids. Gene Ontology annotation, molecular function: protein-macromolecule adaptor activity. Gene Ontology annotation, cellular component: endosome; HOPS complex.
CGCACCUCAAGGAGGUUAUGCGCCUGGAGCGCUGUCAAUGCCCGAGGUACAUUAUGAGGGUUUCGAGAACUCACCGUAUGAAGUGGAGAGCGCGGCAGAUGAAUAUGCACCACCCGGGACAGAUACGGAGCCAGUGCAACCAAUUUUCGAACUAGGCCAAGUACAAUACACCCUCCCCGCACGGCUGCUGUCCCUCGUCGUAUCUUCAGAUGUUCUUGUCAUGGGUCUCGCAAAUAACACUCUGGUGCUAAUAGAGCUUUCGCGGGACGAUCAAGUGGUACAAAUCCAAAUCCCCCGGAAGCAGAAUGAGUUCAGCAUCCAUAAACACUUCCUGGAUCCCUCCGGCAGGCACCUCAUCAUUACGUCCGUGCAAGGCGAAAACUGGUACCUUUACCGUGGAUGGAAGAAGCCGCGACAGCUCAAGAGCUUCAAAAUGGUCAUUGAAAGCAUCGCGUGGAACAAGUCCGCGCUGCUGAGCUCAACGCAUUCGACCUCCACCCGUGAGAUCCUAAUUGGGGCUCGCAACGGGACAAUAUACGAGGCCGUCUUGGAUGCGCAGGACGACUUCUUCAAGUCUCAAGAGCGGUACCUUCAGGCUGUCUUCACGCUUCCUGAGAGGCACCCUGUCACCGGCAUCAGCUUCGACUUCUUUCCGCCCAUGGACCAGCGAAAAGCGCUGAUACUGGUCACCACUGCUACACGAAUAUAUCAGUUUGUUGGCAUGCCGGAAAGACGGUCUGAUGAGGGUGGCCGCUUAUUCUCUAGGCUAUUCGCCCAGUACAGCGAGAAUGCACCAAACAUUAAGGAGCUCGCUGGUGACACGGAGCAUUCUGAACUACACCUAUUGAACCCUAAAGCCGACCAAGCCCUGUCAUUGCCGCGUACUCUCGCGUGGAUGACUUCUAACGGGGUCUUCCACGGCUCCCUCAACUUCGAGUCAUCCUCGGACGACUUCAUUGACGGUGCACAGCUGCUUCCUUAUCCUCAGCUUUCCGGCUCUCCUGCGCGCGCGGGACCUCCAGAGGUGCCGCUGUCGAUGGCCUUCACCGAGUUCCACUUUGUCCUGUUAUAUAAGGAUCGCGUGCUCGGUGUCUCAGCGCUGAACGAGCAGUUAACGUACGAAGACAUCCUCCCAUUGAAAGCCAACGAAGUGGUAAUGGGUAUCACUGUCGACCAAAUACGCAAGACGUACUGGAUCUAUACCGAUCAGGCUAUAUACGAGCUUGGGAUAAAGAACGAGGACCGGGACGUCUGGAAACUCAAUCUAGAGAAAGGCAGAUACGACAUAGCUCUGCAAUAUGCCAAGACCGCAAAGCAACGAGAUGCCGUCAUGUGUUCCCAGGCAGACGCUUUUUUCGCAGGAGGCCGCUACUUGCAGGCUGCGCACGCAUAUGCGCAAUGUUCUGUCACAUUCGAAGAGGCAUCUUUGAGAUUUCUUGAUGUCGGAGAGCGAGAUGCUCUCCGGUCGUACUUAAUUUCGCGACUGGAGAGGACGAAGAAGACGGACUUAUCACAGCGGAUGAUGCUUGCUACAUGGCUAGUGGAGUUUUACCUCAGCAGGUGCAACGAACUAGACGAUCUGGUGGCGUCCGAGUCUAUUUCUCAAGAUGUUGCAAAUUUUCAGAUGGAGCGGACAAUUCUCGAAGAUGACCUUCGGCAAUUCUUUGAAACAUACAAGAACAACCUGGCACCAGCGGUUGUGUACGAGCUUAUCCAGGGACACGGGCGAACCGACUUUUAUCUCCACUACGCAACAGUUAUCGGUGACUACACGCGAGUAAUCGAGCAUUGGAUAAUGGAGGAAGAGUGGCUCAAGGCCAUUGAUGCUCUGAACCGACAGCCCGACCUCGGACUGUAUUAUCGCUUCGCGCCUACGCUAAUGCGACAGGUCCCUAAGGAGACAGUAGAUUCGUGGCUGCGUCGACGUGAUCUCGAUCCGCUUCGACUCGUCCCUGCGUUGCUCUGCCUCCAACAUAUGCCUCGAGAUCCCUUGUCUCCCAACCAAGCCGUGCGCUACCUCAACCAUCUCAUCUUCGAACAGGGCAAUACCUCUUCCGUCAUUCACAAUCUCAUCAUCACAUUCUACGCCGCGAAGCCGACAUUGGCCUCUGGUGAUAGUCAUUUACCAACCACAACCGUGGCGCCAGAAGACGACGGUCCAUUACUUCGUUUUCUGUCAUCCGCACCGUCAGAUCCUCUCACCCGCAAACCAUACUACGACCUGGACUACGCUCUACGCCUAUGCAAACAGACAAACCGCACACAGCCCUGCGUGCAUAUAUAUUCUCAGAUGGGCCUCUGGGAGAGCAGUGUUGAUCUGGCCCUUGAGAAGGACGACCUCGAGCUUGCCACAAUCAAUGCCGACAUGCCGCCAGAAGAGGAUCGUCAGCUGCGUAAGAGGUUAUGGCUGAAGAUUGCGAAGUACGUUGUGCAACAGAAGCAAGAUAUCAAGCUUGCCAUGCGCUUCCUCGACAAUACUGACCUGCUCAAGAUCGAGGACAUUCUACCGUUCUUCCCUGACUUUGUGGUCAUAGAUGAUUUCAAGGAGGAGAUCUGUACCGCUUUGGAGGGCUACUCUACGCACAUCGACUCAUUGAAGGCGGAAAUGGACGACGUCACCAAGAAUGCCGAAGCUAUCAAACGAGAUAUUACGGCUUUGGAGAAGCGGUUCAUCACCAUCGACGCGGGCGAGCGGUGUUCACAUUGCGAUCAGCCACUCCUUACUAGACAGUUCUACGUCUUUCCGUGCCAACACACCUUCCAUGCGGACUGCCUCAUCGGUCUUACGAAGGAAUACCUUCCGGCGCCGGCACUACGGAAGAUCCUGGCUUUACAGAACGAGCUCAUGAAGACUUCGAGCGAUCGCCUCAAUGCUCCGCGGCCACCAUCACACCAGCGCACGCUUCUGUCGGCUAACUUCGGUGUCCCUGCGCCCCCGCAAAAUGGAGUCCGACCAGGGAACUCUCUGGGCAAGAACCUGCUAUCGGCAGGAGACCGGCUGCGCGAUCUCAUCGUGCCAGAUGCACUUGUAAGCGUCGUCACUGCGCCCGUAGGAUGGAUCCCCGGUCUCGGCGGCGGCGGUCGACGCAACGCCGAAGACAAGGAGAAAAAUACAGAGAAGCUACGAAGGGAGCUCGAGGAUAUACUCGUGGGUAGCUGCCCCUUGUGCGAGAGCGUUGUGGCUGGUCUAGACAAGCCUUUUGUGAGAGAAGGGGAGCUCGAUACGAGCUGGGCACUGCAGUAGUCUCUCUGUUUGGAUUUGCUGAAACAUACCCAUCAUUGCAUCUACAUUAGUGAGUGGAGGAUACAUUAUGCAAACGAUGCAGUACUAGUAGCUGUUGCUAAAUCUCGGCCGUUGGAACGGUGUCCAGUGAGUGCGAAUGGGAUGAGGGCACAUGGUAGCUAGCGGUUGACAGAGUAUCACAGCCAGUAAGGAACUCGUGCCAAGUGUGCUCCGACGUAGGAUCCUCGCAUGUAAUCUCACAAGCAGUGGUCCUUUGACCACUCUCUAGAUCUAGUCUACUCUCGCUGACGACGUUAAGUGGCGCAUUCGAAUCUCCUUCCUGGCGCAUGAGUUGUUCGACGCUUUGCCGAACAGUAACGCUGGUGUGCAGAAUAUACGUUUCUCCAUCGGCCUGCAGGGUCAGAGGAGGAUCUGGCUGAGCGGUAACCUUGCCUGUGUUGUUCAAGAAUUUUGUUAGGGCGCUUAUGUAUUCUCUCAACUCCGCUGGCUGAGACUCUUCAGGCAGGGAUCCUGUUUCGAGCCCAGACAAGCGAAUGUCCAUAGCCCUGUCCGGCAUCAUCACGUUCAGCCGGCUCUCGGUUCCUUGUUGGCACCGAGGUUCAAUAGUCAAUGAAGUGAGAGCAUCGACGUGCUCGACGGCUUGCUUCGGUUGCGCCAGCAGCAUCUCAAACACGAUGAUCUUCCUGCGGAGUAAUUCGCUGACGUUGUCAGACGAACUGCUCGAGGGGAGAGCCUUGUAGAUUAGCCGAUGCACAAGCCUUUGCCUUUGCUCGGGCAAAGGUGAAUACACGAGCGAAGGAGGGAGCCCAGAUACGAAUGAUGAGCGGACAUCAUUGCUACGCUCGGAUACCCACUUAAGGACUUUUGCAAACGGAUGAGACCCUCGCAAAGGUGGCGUCAAAGUGGCAUGCUGCGCUUUUGCCCUGGUGUUGAAUAAUAUAUGACCGGUAGAUGCCUUGAUAGUCCUACGACGGCCAUGCACAGGCUCGGACGUAAAAAGUGCGUUUCGCAAAUCAAGUGGCUCGCCUGUGACGGUCAGAAGCAUUCCUUCGCCACCAGCGAGACCCCCAGUCCUCUCAAGAUCCUCUCUUUUAGACUGGCUAAGCCAUUCUCCGACUCGUCUAGUACGAAACGCGCCUGCAGUGUUCAUGUACCAUGGAAGCGCGCGAGGCGAGAGGAAUGGGUAUAGUGCGUAAGAGUAUGGCGACAUGACCUCGGGUAUUUCUGAGGCGAAAGGUAUAUCGGCAGGCAAAUACGACACCAGUGGCGUUUGGGAAACAGGAACCAUCUCGCCCGAUGCUCUACUGGCUAGUCUCUUAGCACUGCCCAGACUAUGUUUAUUUUUCGCACAUAUCCUGACGAGUCCUUUGUCACCUAUGUUUUCCAUAUAGGCGUUGGCAAGGCGAGAUAUCCGUUGGACCAAGUCAGGUCGUAUAGCGGUUCGUGUAGGAAGCUGCACGGUGUCUUCCACAAUAUUCUUAACUAAAGACUUCAGCUCCUCCUCCAGUCGUCGUAGGCGACCGCGUAUGCCUUCGAUGCGCAACGCUAGUGGUUGAGGAAUGAGGGAUAUGUGGACAUUAUACUUCAUGGACAGCCGCAACAAAUCGACACCAUCUUUGCCCAUGAUUACGAACAGUUGACUUGGAGUAACAGGGAACGACUCCGUUAAUACUUCCGUUCUGUCCCUUUUCUCCUUUUGAACCUCCACCAAACUCGGCCAACCCCAUCGUUCCUCAAUGAUAGCCUCGGCAUAGUCGAUUUUCUUCCGUGUUUGGCCCUUCCAGUUGUGGUUCAAUCCGCAUAGUUGAACGAACUUUUGGAGCUGCGCUUUACUGAAGGAGCGACACACAGUAUCAGCAAGCUCGUUGUACUUCUCGACGUAUGCGUCAGAUAGCUUGGCGGGAUAGCGUCGAGGGCGACAUUUGUCUAGGUCUUCGAGUGUGGGUUCGAGACCCUCGCUUUGCAGACGCGCGAGGUACCUGUCUACGCCAGUAGGUUCCAUUGGGUCCUUUGAGCUGGAGGACGCGUCUUCGCUCGUUGUUAUAUUGGCGGAUUUGAGCUUGCGCCUUCGAG